This is a messenger RNA of Mycena indigotica, 1068 nucleotides long. RefSeq lists its product as uncharacterized. The transcript is spliced from 6 exons. The record is from RefSeq and is a predicted model, not a curated record. Lineage: Eukaryota; Fungi; Basidiomycota; Agaricomycetes; Agaricales; Mycenaceae. The coding region runs from base 1 to 1068 and encodes 355 amino acids.
AUGAAAAUCACCAAUGCGCCCUCUGUCGGCGCAAACAACGAGGUCAUUGUGACGUAUACCGCCGAGCCCGGGGACCCCCAGUCGUUCUUUUUCGAGAUCGUGGUUCAGAAUAGUUGGAGGCAGGAUGUCGCAGGCAAACAGGCGUUCUCUGGCAGUGGAUCGUUCAGCACCGUGCCAGGCUAUGUAGGAACACAUUAUAUAGAGGCGUAUGAUUCGUCGGCGGUAGUCGGAGAGACCACACCAUUCGCAACUGGCCCGGCGUAUGAAGUUUUAAGCCCUGGCUCGCCACCAACAAUGGUGUCCACUCCCCUUUCAUCGACCGUUGGAUCAGUUACUACUUCAAAGCCCACACAGACACAAGGUCAGGUACCUCCGACCAAAACCCAAGGGAUCAGCACGAGUGCCAUUACAACCAGCGCGGAGCCGAUCGGCGCCAACCUGAAUCUUCCCGGAACUACUGUUGUGGUUGAAUCUGCCACCACUACCAUCAGCGCCGACAGAUCUAUUGUGGCUUUAGCUCUUACCACUACGACUGAGAAGGAAGCCGGUGUCGGAGGUACAAGUACCGGAAUUCCAUCUCUUCCACAAACGCUUUCCCACUCACGACGCAAUAUCGGCGCGCUUAUUGGUGGGACAGUUGCAGGAGUUAUUGGAUUCGCUCUCCUCCUUGCUUUAUGCUGGCGAUGGCGUUAUCGGAAGCGUCACGCUCAGUUCAUGCUUGAAGAUGGGACGAUUUUUUCGCCAACGGUAGCGCCGUUCCUCGGAUUCACGGUCCCGGCCUCCGACGAGAAAUCAUCUUCUCGCAAAGGAUUUGUCCGUCUCAGCGAGUCAAGCUCGGCUAUGCCGUCUAGCAUGGUUGCCGUUGGCUCUCACACAUCGAUGACGAGCAUGUCCACGAUAUCGCGGUUCAGCAGCGACACAGGCUCUCUGACCUUGUUGUCACCCGUAUCGACCCGCUCGUUGGACUCCCCAGUCAUGUUUGCCGCAAUGCCUGUGGGCACCCAAAUGGAGUGGGUCUUGCGCCCCACAAACGACCCGCCUCCAGGGUACUCUGCCGGCCAUGUGUGA